GUCACAACACCACACAGCAGCAGCAAUGGCCAAGUCAAAGAACUCGUCCCAGCACAACCAGUCGCGCAAGGCGCACCGUAACGGCAUCAAGAAGCCCAAGACUUCUCGUUACCCCUCCCUGAAGGGCACCGACCCCAAGUUCCGCCGAAACCACAGACAUGCUCUUCACGGCACCAUGAAGGCUCUGAAGGCGGCCAAGGAGG
Messenger RNA from Trichoderma reesei QM6a, 203 nucleotides. RefSeq names its product ribosomal protein L29 (gene rpl29). The transcript is spliced from 4 exons. Gene Ontology annotation, molecular function: structural constituent of ribosome. Gene Ontology annotation, cellular component: ribosome; cytosolic large ribosomal subunit. The record is from RefSeq and is a predicted model, not a curated record. Gene Ontology annotation, biological process: cytoplasmic translation. The annotation marks the transcript as partial. NCBI's taxonomy places the organism in Eukaryota, Fungi, Ascomycota, Sordariomycetes, Hypocreales, Hypocreaceae.